Molecule: messenger RNA, 996 nt
Organism: Schizosaccharomyces japonicus yFS275
Lineage: Eukaryota; Fungi; Ascomycota; Schizosaccharomycetes; Schizosaccharomycetales; Schizosaccharomycetaceae
Product: kinetochore protein Mis13
Exons: 1
Coding region: 1-996 (331 amino acids)
Biological process (GO): chromosome segregation; cell division
Cellular component (GO): condensed chromosome, centromeric region; MIS12/MIND type complex; kinetochore
Source: RefSeq, a predicted model, not a curated record
AUGAAAAGAAAGGCAGAAGAACAAGAAGGCUUCGUUUUUGUGCGAAAACGUAGGGAAACUGUUGCUGUUACGUCAAAAGAAAGUGAGUCAAUAAAAAUCGCUUCUCAAACACCUAAUGGUGCCAAAGAACAAAAAAAUGAAGAAGUAAUUAUUGCUCUACCAGAAAAUGACACUCCUGUGAUUGCAAAAAACCAAAAACUUCGCAAAGCGAGUGAGCGACGGAGCAGCUUGAGCCAACGUGGAAAACGUGCCAGCAGCAUUGGCCUCGGUUUCGAAGCCUUACCACAUGCAGAUGUUCCUACCUCAGAGUAUCAUCGACACAUAUCCGCUGACCUAUCUGAACCGUUGCGGAUGAAGCAAUUGAUCAUCUGGAGCGGUUCCAAUUCCUUAGAUGAGCAACGACGCAACUACGCAGAGACAAAAGAAUCCAGCGAGGCAGCAAUUGCACGCUCCAUUGUACGAGAAGUCUUAAACGACCUAGUUGCGGGAAAAUUUGACGUCAGUUGGUACCAACGGCCACCCGGCUCAGUCAUUCCAACGAAACCCCAUCCUCAGAACAUUCGUAAUCAUCAGCUUGUGGACGAAUUGAGCGUCAAAUUAAAAAAACUAAAGGAGGAGGAAGCUGCUUGGAGGGCUAUCUUUAGCUCGUCCGCCAAUUCCUCUAUGUUCGCUUUGCCGGAGACGAAAAGUGUCCAGAACAAUGCCGACAACGGCGACGCGAUUGAGGAUGAAGUGUCUUCAAGCAAUCAGUACGCCUCUCAAAUGAAUGAGCGACUAAAUGAAGUGGAAGAACGAGCAAUGAUUGCCGUAGACACGCUUUCCAGCCAAGUUCACACUAUUCAAUCGCUGACUCAAUUGGGUCGCCAGUAUGGUGAAAAUGUUAUGAACAAAAUGGCGCGGCAAUACGCGAAUCAUCUUACAGAAGUACAGAGCCUAAGAAGUCAAACAGACGACGCUAGCAUUUUACGAAGCAUAUCUCGCAUCGAGAACGAGUAA